UAAACUUAAAUUCAGACCAAAAAGCAAAUGUUUUCAUAUUUUUUUGCGACAUAUUGCCAAUUUUGACUUUGUCUGUGCUAUCUAGUGGAAGCUACAAAAAAGGGGCCCUGCGUCUUUAACGGCAAAUUGUACAGAAUUUUAUUUCGCGAGAUUUGCUUGGCGCGGUGACCCAUGUGAGCGACACCUCCUGCAAGAAUCAUUCUCCCCUGCAGAGGAAAAGGCUAUGGAGUGUUGAACGUUUUCACUGUUAUUCCCCUUUCCCCCCAAGCCCCUGUAUUUGUUGUGAUUCAUUUCUGUAACCUUUUUUGGUGGCUAUCGGGCGGUGGAACGAUGUGGAUUCAAAUUCGGACCAUAGACGGAAAGGAGACACGAACCAUUGAGGAUCUUUCCAGGCUGACCAAAAUUGAGUCUCUGAGGCUGAAAAUCCAAGAGAUCUUCAAUGUAAACCCCGGACAACAACGGUUAUUCUAUCGGGGCAAACAGAUGGAAGAUGGCCACACACUGUAUGACUACAACGUGGGUCUGAACGAUAUCGUCCAGCUGCUUAUCCGUUCCCAAGCGGGGGACGCUCCAGACAGUCCUCUCAUCUCUCCCUCCGUCAUCUCCCCUGUCGUCAGCCCCAAGGAGUGUGACACACUGCCCCCCACCACCCCCAACACUACGACUGGUGCAGCUACCACCCCCUCUAAACCUACCACCGUGGCCCCAACACUUACCCCCAAACCCACCACAGUCAACAACAACAACACAACCACCACUGGCAACACCAGUACUACCACCAACAUCAGUACCAGUAAGAAAACGAGUAACACCAGUGAUCCCAAUAACAACGGAGACGAGUCUUCUGGUCCACCGGCACCGCUGGAGAAGCACGACAACCAGCCAUCAACCUCUACACGUCCCUUCCUCAUAGACGCGGGAAUUGGGGUGUUCAAGAUAAACGAAUUGGUGGACUGCAGAGACAUAAGCAUCGGUGCCUGGUUUGAAGCCUGCAUCGACAGCGUGUCACACAGCCCAAAGGGACAGCACAGCACCAGUAAAGCUCCUACAGCAGGGAAGGUUGGCAGGCCUAGCAAAAGGACUAACGGCAAGCUUGAGACAGAGCCGGGCCAAAGCCACCUCUCCUCCUCAGACAAUAAUAAUGGGAAUAAUUCUUCUUCUGUGUUGAACUCUGACAGUAUUGGGCCAGGGGCUGGGCCCUCCACCUCUCAAACAGACUAUACCGCCACAGACAAAGAGAAGGAGGAUGUGACGUACCACAUCAGAUAUGAUGAUUACCCUGAGAACGGCGUGGUGGAGAUGUGUGGCGGUAACGUGCGGCCGCGGGCUCGGACCCUACUCAGGUGGGACCAGCUCACGGUAGGCCUGGUUGUCAUGGUGAACUACAACAUAGAGAUCCCUGAGGAGAGGGGCUUCUGGUUCGAUGCUGAGAUUACAGCACUCAAUGAGAUCUCCAGGACCAACAAGGAGGUCCGCAUCAGAAUCCUGCUGGGAGGGCCAGGGGACGUCAUCCCAGACUGUAAACUGUUGUUUCUGGAUGAGAUCUAUCAGAUUGAGAAGACUGGAGCACACUCGCUGUCUGCUGUAGAUGGACAGUUCAAACGCAAGAGCGGGCCGGAGUGUAAGCACUGCAAGACGGACCCCGAGUCGGAGUGCAGGUUCUGCUCGUGCUGCGUGUGUGGAGGGAAGCAGGAUGCCCAUAUGCAGCUGCUGUGUGAUGAGUGUAACAUGGCCUUCCAUAUAUACUGUCUCAACCCACCGCUAGCCACCAUACCUGACGACGAGGACUGGUACUGUCCCACCUGUAAGAACGACACCAGUGAGGUGGUUAAGGCCGGGGAGAAGCUGAAGGCCAGUAAGAAGAAAGCCAAGAUGCCCUCGGCCCAUACAGAGAGCCAGAGGGACUGGGGCAAGGGUAUGGCCUGUGUGGGGCGCACUAAGGAAUGUACCAUCGUCCCUUCCAACCAUUACGGGCCCGUACCUGGGGUUCCCGUGGGAACAACAUGGAAGUUCCGCGUUCAGGUGAGUGAGGCGGGAGUGCACAGGCCCCACGUGGGAGGUAUCCACGGCCGCAGUAACGAUGGCUCCUAUUCGCUGGUGCUGGCUGGGGGCUUCGAAGAUGAAGUGGACAGGGGAGAUGAGUUCACCUACACAGGCAGUGGGGGUCGCGACCUUUCAGGGAACAAGCGCAUCGGGGAGCAUUCCUUUGACCAGACCCUGACCCACUAUAACAGGGCCCUGGCGCUGAACUGUGACGCCCCCAUCAACGACAAGGAUGGGGCGGAAUCGAGGAACUGGCGUGCGGGGAAGCCGGUGAGGGUGGUGCGGAGCUCCAAGGGCCGACGCAUCAGCAAGUACGCUCCGGAGGAGGGCAACCGAUACGAUGGCAUCUACAAGGUGGUGAAGUACUGGCCAGAGAAAGGAAAGUGUGGUUUCCUGGUGUGGAGGUACUUGCUGCGAAGGGAUGACCUGGAGCCUGCUCCCUGGACACCUGAGGGGCUGGCGCGUAUCCAGACACUGGGCCUGGCUGUGCAGUAUCCUCCAGGCUACGUGGAGGCCAUGGCCAACAAGACCAAGAAGGAGGCUAAUGCUCGGCCAGGGUCCACCAGGAGCAAGAAGCACCCUGGACGGGGCCGGCCACGGCUACAACCUCUGAAGAAGGAGAAGAAGGUGAAGGAGGAGGAGGAAGAAGAUGAGGAAGAGAAGCCCAUGGAGGGUACAGACCAGUCACAGAGUAACGGCAGUCAGGAGACAGAGAUGGAAUCCACGGAGCCCCGAGCCAAGCGUCAGAAGAUGGAGGAGUCGUUCCAGCUGACAGAGCAGCAGCAAAGCCUCAUAAAGGAAGACCAGCCCAACAGAAAGAACUGGGACGAGGCCAUGGGACACCUCAAGGAGGGGCCGAACUUCCUGAGGAAGGUGGAACAGACGUUUAUGUGUGUCUGCUGCCAGGAGCUGGCCUACCAGCCCAUCACCACCGUCUGUACACACAACGUGUGCAAGACCUGUCUCCAGCGGUCGUUCCGUGCUGAGGUGUAUACCUGCCCUGCCUGUCGCCACGACCUGGGGAAGGAUUACGUCAUGGUCCUAAACAAGACUCUACAGCUGCUCCUGGACCAGUUCUUUCCUGGCUAUAGCAAGGGCCGAUGAGGACAAGACACCUGCACUUACCCAAACAGUUACACACAAACCCGUGAUGCAUACAAACAAACAUAGGCAUUACACACUUAUUCAUACAUUGGUACAUAGUAUACACACACCCUCCAUCUCCUAGGCAGCAGGGACUGACCCCACCUGUUGGACUUGGACUGUCCCCAUUUACGUCACCAGCCUGAAGUCAUCCGAGCCCCAGGAGAGCCUGGAGCCCCAUGCCCCUACACCCCCCCCCCCUAGCCUUCCACGUCCACAGAACUCAUCAGUUCAUCGCCAUCUACCUGUCCAUGUGAGGAACAGCCAGAGAGGAUGCUAAUGCUAACCAUAGCCAUGUAGAGAAUAUGUCUCUGAUGCUAACGCUACUUAGCCUCCAAUGGGAGGGUGCUUGAGGUCAGCAGCACCUACAAGGGUCAGGGAUUACCACCUAGGAGAGGGGGUUGAUGGGAAAUGUAGUGUACAAUGUUAAAGGUUAUUUCUUUAUUACUGGUCCAUUUGAACUUUAGACUCAAAUGGCUUCAUUCUUUUAAAGGCCCUGUGCAGUCAAAAACUAGAUUCUUGUUUUAUAUAUAUUUCCACACGGAGGUUGUAAUAAUACUGUGAAAUUUAUGAUAAUGCCCUUUUAAUGUAAGAGCUGUUUGAAAAGACUGCCUGACAUUUCAGCCUGUUUUGGUGGAAUGGAGUUUGGCCUUCCACGGGGACAUCACCAUGUGGUAAAUUAGUUAAUAGACCAAUAAGAAAGAGUUCCAAACCUCUCUGCCAAUAACAGCAAAUGCUUAGUUUUCCCUUCUGCACUCAAACCACUCCCAGACAGUCCUAGCAAAGUUCUUGCUUGAGAAAUUGCAAUUUCUCAAGCACGCUAUAUAAGGAGCUAUUUUUGAUCAUUUUUAUUGAAAACGAUCACAGUAACGUACUUUGUUGUAGCCUUGUACGAACCACCCUGGUCUCGCGAGUUCACAUUCUGUUUCCCUACACAGAUAUCCAGGAUGGUUUGUACGAGGCUAGCUUAAUUGUUUCCUAGAAAUGAUUUGAAUAUUGAGAUUAAAAAAUGGCUGCAUUGGACCUUUAAGGAUGUGUGCCUGUUCCUCCCUUUCUCCUCUGUUCCUUGUCUGUCUGUUCUUGUGGUGAUGUCUUUUUUCUUUCAAAUAUUUCAGGAUUUUUUUAAAGACAUGCAAAAUGUUUUAAAUAAUGCUAUGGUCUCUAAAGCAGCAAACUGUGAUGUUUAUUACUUCCUUCCUACCUACUGCUCAAAGUGCUUAUAUACAAAACAGAAAUGUUCUUCUGCAUUGACUGGCAAGCUAAUUGUGUUCUUCUCCUGUCCCUAGGGUUGCAAGAUUCCGGUAACUUUCCAAAAUUCCCAGGUUUUCCAGAAAUCCUGGUUGAAAGAUUCACGGAAUCAGGGGGGACUAAGCAGGAAAUCCAGGACUCCUUCGACAGGGAUUUCUAGAAAACAUUUGAGAAAGUUUUGCAACCCUACCUGCCCCCCAGUCUUGUACCGACCCCUACCGUACUAACAGUUCUCUAGUCAAGUGGACGCUUCGCUUCAGCAUUAAUGUUCUCUGUUUUUAUUGUACUUGUUUAAAAGAAAAAAAGUGAUGUCUAUAAUUUCCUAUACUACUACAACGUAUGCCAUUUUUCUAUAAUUUUAUUUGCCUAUUCUAUUUUAAUCUGUAGUUAUUUUUGUGGCAACCUUUACCUGCUGCUGUGUCAGCCUGAAUGAAGAGUUUCAUUGCUUCAUAUUGUGAUCUGAAAUUUUAUACAUGGUAUAAUAAUACUUGAUAUGUACCUAAUUAAAUAUUUUGAUUCCAGAAAACAA
Salmo salar (Atlantic salmon) is the source of this 4963-nucleotide messenger RNA. RefSeq names its product E3 ubiquitin-protein ligase UHRF2. Gene Ontology annotation, biological process: protein ubiquitination; negative regulation of gene expression via chromosomal CpG island methylation. Gene Ontology annotation, molecular function: protein binding; ubiquitin protein ligase activity. The record is from RefSeq and is a predicted model, not a curated record. Lineage: Eukaryota; Metazoa; Chordata; Actinopteri; Salmoniformes; Salmonidae.